CCCAAAAUGGCGACACAGAAGGCGAAAUUCGGCUCUGCAUUUGUACCAAGUAUACAACCAAAUUAACCGGAUUUGUGACCAAGAAACAACUUACUAGUCUUAGCCGAAGAAUAUAUUUGGAUUUGAAAUUACUGUUUGCCUUUUGAAUUGCUUGUGGCCGGUGGAAAAGGUUAUCUUUUGUAUUGUAAAGAUCAUCCUAUAUAUGAGAGAGAGAGGAGUGUCGAUUGAGAAACAUUGUAUUAGUAAGACUAAAGAGUAAGACAGUUUUAUGACAACCUUUUAUUGACGUUAUUUGACAAAACAAACUACUGUACACAAAUCACUAGUCAGUCUGUAGACUAUAGGAUUAACUUCUAUUUGGGUCAGUUUGGAUUAAUUUAUUUAUGACAGUAUUAAAUCUACUGGAUUAACACUCGACUUUACUAUUGUGUCUUUUAUUUUCAUUAAUCUCUUAAAAAUAGUGUGAAAAUAGUUUGGAUCUGAGUAGUGGUGGAAAAUCAGAAUAAAUCUUUAUAUCAUUGCUGUAUGGAUAAUAGAUGGUGUUUUUGUGUUUUAUACUGGAGUGAAUCAAAGUUAACAUGAAGGAGUAUAAAGUGGUGGUUUUAGGCAGUGGGGGUGUAGGGAAGAGUGCAUUGACAGUUAAAUUUGUGUCAGGAACUUUCAUGGAAAAAUAUGAUCCCACAAUUGAAGAUUUCUACAGGAAGGAAAUUGAGGUGGAUUCAGCGCCAUCAGUUCUAGAAAUUCUGGAUACUGCAGGGACAGAACAGUUUGCCUCCAUGAGAGAUUUGUAUAUAAAAAAUGGACAAGGUUUUGUGAUUGUUUACAGUAUAACCAGUUUACAGACAUUUCAAGAUAUAAAGACAAUGAGAGAACAGAUUAUUCGUGUCAAAGGCAUCGAAAAAAUUCCCAUGAUUCUUGUAGGAAAUAAAGCUGAUUUGGAACAACAGCGUGAGGUGCCAUCAAAUGAGGGUGCUGGAUUAGCCCAAUUUUGGGGUUGCCCGUUUUUAGAGACCUCUGCUAAAAGUACCCAAAAUGUGAAUGAAGUUUUUAUUGAAAUUGUGAGAGAAAUGAACACAAGUCCUUUAAAAGAAAAAGGUGGUUGUUGUCAAAUUCUUUAAUCACUGGGUAUUUUAUAACAUGGUAAAAAAUAUCAUCUGCUGCAACUCUUGACCUAUCACAAGAUUUCUACAGUAAUACAGAUUGUAAAAGAUACAGAUUGUAAAUGAUGCAGUUUGUUGAAGAUACAGAUUGUAGAAGAUGCAGAUUGUAAAUGAUACAGUUUAUAGAUGAUACAGCUUGUUGAUGACACAGCCUGUAGAUGAUACAGUUUAAAAACUAUGGAAUGAAAAGUGUUCAACUGAAAGACUGUCUUUCAAAUUGAAGUUUGCUGGUUCAUAAACACAUACUUUGUUUUUAUAUAUUUAUUUAUACACAUAAAUUAAUGUGAACAUUCAAUUAAAUGCUGCAAGUAGCUUGACAAUUUGAUAUGAUAAAAUACUUUAUACACAGCCCUGUAUAAAAUGUGAUGCUUUCUGUUAUCAAACAGAACCAUAUUUAGAAUUCUUAUAUGUUUUCUUCAUAUUAUUGAAAAAUGGUUUAUAAUGUGAUGGGUUGAAAAUAGAUAACAACUUUUAAUAUCUUGAUUGUCCGUGAUUUUCUGAAAGUGUUUUGUUUUUAAUUUAAAAAGUGUCUAUAUUGUUUAGUCAAUGUAUUUUGGUCACACUCAGGUUAGGAUAUGGAUAAACAUAGCAAUAGCUUGAUAAAAAAUCUAGAGUUAAUUCUAAACAUAAACAUGGGCAGUCUUUUUUAUUUUUAAAGGGGUGGCUUGCAAAAUCUACAUAAUCAAAAACAUCUUUCUGUGUAUCUGUGUAUCUACUUGAUGGAAAUGAAAUUGUUAUUGAUUGGGUUAAUGAAGCAGUUUGACCUAGUUCUGGUGUUAGACUUUAUAAUGGCUCAUUAUAAUUAGUUGAAACUUUCAUAAUGUAGGAGAUAUAUCUACAAUAAGGUGCUUAUUUUGCUCAAAUCUUUACAUUUGUUUUCUUACAUCUUCCAAAAACAAUAAUUAACAGCUGGGUUUAUUUUAGUUAAAACUUUCAUAUAUGUUAAGGGAAUCAUUUCUCGAGAUUUUGGUGAAUAUUUUCAUAAAUUUGAGCAAAAAAAAUUUGAGACGUACAAAAAAUUUUUUUAAUGCCCUUUUAAGAUAAAAAAAAAAAAAGAUAAAUCCUAGUUGAAAAGUACAGUACAGAAUUACACUGCAUUCAAUAAAGCGGAUUGCUUUUGUUUAUGUUUUUAAUUAGUGAUUAUUACAUACCCUUUGACUGAAGUCUGCAAGGGAGAAUAUUAGUUGAAUGCUCAACAAUACCCUUAUAUUGUCAUAAUACUGUAAGGACUCCUAUAUCUCUGUAUAUUGAAGGGAAACAUUCAUGUAAAUUGAAACACAAUUGUUAGUAUAGAAAGAUAUAAUUACUUAUGUGUGUUUAUUUUGUGGAAAUUGUGUUGUAUUCAAUCCAUUAAUUUGAUUUUAGUUAGGUUUAAUUGUAAUGGGAUUACUGUCAUGUCUACAGGUUAAACAAAGUACAAAUUGUAAAUGAACUUGUAAUAAGAUAUCUAGUGAUACAUGUGCUUGUUUAUAGAAAUGUUUCCCUUUGUUCUGAUAUAAUAAUUGUUUAUGAUGUAAUUAAUUCCUAUCAUUGAUAUAGGAGUCUUUAUCUGAUACUUGAUGCCAAAAACUGUAUAUAAAUAUAUUGUAUAU
This is a messenger RNA of Lottia gigantea (owl limpet), 2752 nucleotides long. RefSeq lists its product as hypothetical. Gene Ontology annotation, molecular function: GTP binding; GTPase activity; GDP binding. Gene Ontology annotation, biological process: Rap protein signal transduction; negative regulation of cell migration. Gene Ontology annotation, cellular component: plasma membrane. The transcript has 3 exons. The record is from RefSeq and is a predicted model, not a curated record. Bases 579 to 1118 code for a protein of 179 amino acids. Lineage: Eukaryota; Metazoa; Mollusca; Gastropoda; Lottiidae.